CUUUGAAGGGAAUUGAAAGAAAUCGAGGCAUCCAGUCCAUGGGUGAUUCUACCCCAAAUCUGAGUGCCCUGCCCGUCCAUGGAGCGAUGCUGUACCAAAUUGCUAGCGGAAAAAGAAACUGAUGCUGCCGCCCCAAAUUUGAGUGCCCUCCCGUACAUGGGGAGAUGUUGUACCAAAUUUUUUUGCCGAGGGCAGGACAUGCGCUGCGGAUCAGGUCUUGCCCACCAGCGAGGCCGUCCAUUGGCGCUCGGACAUAUAGCUUUGUGAUUUGGUUGAGGGGCCAUCUUCUCUGUGUUGUUCCUGUCGUCUUAGGCUGCAGACGUACUGACAGUACAAAUGGCCAUUUUGAGUCACUUGGUGACAUGAUGAUUCGAGGUAUGUAUACCUUGUCGCCGACGUGUGUUCCUGUGAUUAUUUGUGUCUCGAUGUAUUUGUUUCCAAGUUGUGUAAUUGUCAUUGUUGUACCAUUGCAUAAACCUGCUGCUUGGUUGAUGUUGCGUAGUAGCAUUACCGGCAAGCCCACCUUCAGUGUUAACUUAUGGUCUGGGAUUCCUGGGGAUGUCAAGGUGUUGAGGAACUCAGUAGGCUGCAUGUUCAUCAUGAUGUUGGUGUUUGUCGUGGCCUUGCACACUGUGUCCAGGCUUAGGUAAUCCCGCUCACAGUAUUUUUGCAGUAAGUUUGGGUAUAUGCUUUUGACGAUUUGUUCCUUACGAUUUUCUCCUUUCUCUAGCAGUAGGUCCUUUGGUAUUUUUAUCCAAUCCUCUCCUUCAUCUGAUGUUGUUUUCCCAUCGCCAAUCUGUAGUAUCCACUCUGCAAAUUCAGCUACUUUUUGCUUUUGUAUUGGAUCAUCCGACAAACACUUCAGCCGCAUGUUUUGUGUUAACUCAAAUAUUUCAAAGUGUUUCCACAGAUAUGACCUUUUGAUUGAAGCAUUAACUAUCUGCUCUCUCCUUCCUUUGGUUAUAACUGGCAGGAUUUGUCUGAAGUCGCCUCCUAGUAUAACUGUCAUUCCACCAAAUGGCUUUUCAUUGCUGUUUUCAUUAGUGAACCUGAGAAUAUCUCUAAGGCUUUUGUCUAGUGCCUCAAAGCAGUGUUUGUUUGCCAUAGGAGCUUCGCCCCACAAUAUAAGUGAUGUCUUCUUUAGCAAUUCAGCCAAAUGCGACCCUUGUUUUAUUUCACACGUUGAUUCUUCAGUGAUAUUAAGUGGAAUGCGGAACCUUGAGUGUGCCGUUCUCCCACCUUGGAGAAGCAACGCUGCAAU
Molecule: messenger RNA, 1261 nt
Organism: Hordeum vulgare subsp. vulgare (domesticated barley)
Lineage: Eukaryota; Viridiplantae; Streptophyta; Magnoliopsida; Poales; Poaceae
Exons: 4
Coding region: 165-650 (161 amino acids)
Source: RefSeq, a predicted model, not a curated record